AUGGCUCCUGCAAAUGACUCUUUUGCGACCAAAUUCAUUCUGUUGGGAUUAACAGACCAACCAGAUCUCCAACUCCCCCUAUUCUUUUUAUUUCUAGGAAUGUAUAUGGUCACUGUGCUGGGGAAUUUGGGCUUGAUAAUCUUAAUUUGGCUAAAUUCACACCUACACACCCCCAUGUACUUUUUCCUCUUUAACUUGUCCUUCAUAGAUCUCUGUUAUUCUUCUGUGUUUACACCCAAAAUGAUGAUUAACUUCAUAUUAAAGAAGAAUAUUAUUUCUUACAUGGGGUGCAUGACUCAGCUGUACUUUUUCUGUUUUUUUGUCAUUUCUGAAAUCUAUGUGCUGACAUCAAUGGCCUAUGACCGCUACGUGGCCAUCUGUAACCCACUCUUCCCACUGCUUUACAAUGUUAUCAUGUCCCAUAGGGUCUGUUCCAUAAUGAUGGGUGUAGUAUAUUCACUGGGCUUGUUUGGAGCCACAGUUCACACUACCCACAUGUCAAUGUUGUCCUUCUGUGGGUCUCAUGUUAUCAGUCAUUAUUUUUGUGAUAUUCUUCCCUUGUUGAGUCUCUCCUGCUCCAGCACCCAUGUUAAUGAGAUACUGUUGUUUAUUAUUGGAGGAGUUAAUACCUUGGCACCGACACUGGCUGUACUCAUCUCUUAUGCUUUCAUCUUCUCUAGUAUCCUCCAUAUUUACUCCAUCAAGGGAUGCUCCAAAGCCUUUGGCACUUGUAGCUCCCAUCUCAUGGCUGUGGUUAUCUUUUUCGGGUCUAUAACAUUCAUGUAUUUCAAGCCUCCUUUGAGCAAUACUAUGGAGCAGGAGAAAGUGUCCUCCAUAUUCUACACCACUGUGAUCCCCAUGCUGAACCCCUUGAUCUACAGUUUAAGGAACAAGGAUGUGAAGAAUGCACUGAGGAAGGUGCUUAGGGGAAAGUAG
Messenger RNA from Rangifer tarandus platyrhynchus (Svalbard reindeer), 936 nucleotides. The record is from the annotation of a GenBank genome assembly. Lineage: Eukaryota; Metazoa; Chordata; Mammalia; Artiodactyla; Cervidae.